This is a messenger RNA of Naumovozyma dairenensis CBS 421, 2244 nucleotides long. RefSeq names its product Tok1p (gene TOK1). Gene Ontology annotation, cellular component: membrane. Gene Ontology annotation, biological process: stabilization of membrane potential; potassium ion transmembrane transport. The record is from RefSeq and is a predicted model, not a curated record. The transcript has a single exon. Gene Ontology annotation, molecular function: potassium ion leak channel activity. Lineage: Eukaryota; Fungi; Ascomycota; Saccharomycetes; Saccharomycetales; Saccharomycetaceae. Bases 1 to 2244 code for a protein of 747 amino acids.
AUGGGCUUUCUCAUAUCAUGGCUCAUAGGGACCCUUCUCCAUAUGAGGAAGAUUGAAGACCCAGAGAGUGGCCCUGAUUCGUCAUCUCUUCCCUUUGAAGCAACUGCUACUACUGCUACUAUCUCUGAUUACGUGCAUAACAUAUCUCCAGAUGACACUAUCUCAUAUCCAGUAGCUAAUAAACACGCUAGGAAAAACCUCAAGAAGAACAAAAAGAACACACACCACAAGGAAAACGACAUAUUAGAAGCUCAUAUCAAUAAAAUCCAAGAUACAGCGUUAAGAGAAUCAUUAUCUUUCCAUAAUAAAAGGAUUGCAAUCUUGAAUUCAGACCCAGCAUCAAGAACUUUCUUAGUAUGGUUCUUCAUAUCCUGUUAUUUCCCUGUAAUUACUGCAUGUUUGGGACCCAUCGCGAAUACUAUAUCCAUUGCAUGUGUGGUGGAGAAAUGGAGAGCCAUUGCGGAGGUGGACCCUACAGAUGGGAAUGUGAUGGGUCAUCGAUUGAAUGAUAGGAAGGGUAUAUUCGCUGUCAAUAUUUUGUCAUUGAUUUUCGGAUUUAUAUCAAAUAUUAUCUUAGUUUGUCAUUUUGCUAAAAAAAUUAGCUAUUUGAAAGCUCAAGUUUUAAAUUUGAUAGGUUGGACUACAGCUGGUUUAUUGUUAUUGAUUGAUAUUAUUAUUUGUACUAACAUUGAUUUUCAAGGGGCCAAUAAAAGAACAAUUGGGUUUUGGUACGCUUGUUUCACUACAGGUUUGUAUCUUGGUUGUACUUUAACAUUGACUAUCCAUUUCAUUGGUUACAGUUUGAAGAAAUAUCCGGCAACUUUCAAUUUACUGCCCAGAGAGAGAAGUAUUAUGGGGUAUACAGUUUGUCUUUCCCUUUGGUUAAUUUGGGGGUCAGGAAUGUUUUCUAGUCUCUUGGGGAUUUCAUAUGGGAAUGCUCUUUAUUUUUGUACAGUUUCACUAUUAACAGUUGGUUUCGGUGAUAUUUUACCUAAAUCAGUGGCAUCGAAGAUAAUGAUAUUGGUUUUCUCCUUGACAGGUGUUAUCAUUCUUGGGUUGAUUGUAUUUAUGACGAGAUCUAUCAUUCAAAAAUCGGCAGGCCCCAUUUUUUAUUUCCAUAGAAUUGAAAGAAGUAGAAACCAUAUUUGGGAAAAGAUUAAAUCUGGAGAAUUAAAAUUAUCCAAUGAGGAAAGUUUCCAAAAGAUGAUGAAAAUUAGAAAAAUAUCAAAAUUUAAACAACAUUUUUUCUCAUUGACUUCCACAAUUAUCAUUUUCUUGUUCUUUUGGUUAUGUGGUGCUGUAGUGUUCAUGUUUGCAGAAGAUUGGUCAUAUUUCAAUUGUAUGUAUUUUUGUUUCCUUUGUUUAUUGACCAUUGGAUAUGGUAGUGAUUUUGCUCCAAAGACUCCACCAGGAAGAGCAUUCUUCGUCAUUUGGGCUAUUGGAGCAGUACCAUUGAUGACCGCAAUUUUAUCUACCGUAGGUGAUAUUGUUUAUGAUCUUUCUACAACUAUUGAUUCAAUAUUUGCCAAAAGAUUUGGUCGUGGAGUACAGUAUCUACUUCUCAGUGGUAAAGAUGCAUUAGGAUCCAUAUUAAUGAAUACUGGUGACAUUGUUAACGAAAGUGAUGCUGCAACCGAUUUAGAAGAAAAUGGGAUUUCAAAUGAACUUGAUCAAGAGCAAAACCAAGAAGUGGAAGAAGGAUUGGCAAGGGUAACUCCUGAUACCUCUACAGAAACAAGUCUGAAUACAAUUUCCUCUCGUUCAGACAAUGGAUUUUCCGAUGACGAUGACGAUGAAAGCAUACAAAAUUAUUUACAUCCAUUUAUUUCCUUAGUUUCGGAUACAUCAACAGUAUCUCAACGAGCACAUCCUCAAUAUCAUAAAUUGAAAAAAUUGGAAUCCUUAUUGAGAGCAGUUGAUAGAUUACAUAAGAUGGCAGUGUCAGAUGAAAAACAUUUUUUCACAUAUGAAGAAUGGACUCAACUUCGAGCAUUAAAUAAUCCACCAGGAAGUAUAGAAGAUAUUAAUUAUUGGUUAUCAAGUGAUACCCCAUUGAAAUAUCCCAUUAAUCAACCACAUUUUGCAUUUGUUAGUUUAUUCAAGAAAAUUGAAUAUGUAUUACAAGAAUUAAUUGAAGAGGAAACUUUGUAUAAACCACUUUCCAAAUUAGAAAGGCCUAAAUCACGAUCGCAGUCGUCGAUUCCAACGUUACCUUAUAGAUCCAGAAGAUCCACAAUCGGGUAG